Molecule: messenger RNA, 3954 nt
Organism: Lynx canadensis (Canada lynx)
Lineage: Eukaryota; Metazoa; Chordata; Mammalia; Carnivora; Felidae
Gene: RSPRY1
Product: ring finger and SPRY domain containing 1
Exons: 16
Coding region: 767-2497 (576 amino acids)
Cellular component (GO): cytoplasm
Molecular function (GO): ubiquitin-protein transferase activity; protein binding
Source: RefSeq, a predicted model, not a curated record
GGGGGUGGGCCCAGCGCGUAAUGGCAGCGCCGUGGCCUCGCGUCCAUCUUUACCGCUCUCUCGGACCUGUCACAAAGGAGUCGCGCCGCCACCGCCGCCCCCUCCCUCGGGUGGGCCCUGGAGCUGGAGAAGUCAGUGCCGCAGCCCGGCCGCGCUGCUCUGGGAAACCACUGGGGACGCGGAGCUGGGGGGAGCCCGAGGGCUGGGGACGUCCGUGAGGGAGGGGAACAGCCGCCCGAGUCUGCGGUGGGGAGACCGGACUGGGGCUGAGGGAGACUCCGGGAAGGGGCCCGGGAGGGAGUGGCGUUGGGCAGAGCCCAGGAAACAGCCCGGAGGUUAUCCACUGAGGCCCGCGCUGAAGGCGCCUGAAGAGGUACCUGGAAGAGGGUGUUCCCCCUUUAGCGGAUUCGUGACCGGAGGAGGUUGUUGGGGGUCGCCCUUCCGAGGAGGCCGUGGCUAAAAGGGCCCAGUCUUGCUGACAUAACAGAAAAACUUUGUAACUGCUUGUAUGAUUUCUGUAAAUUCUCAAGAGUGCCUCCAAAUGGGAAAGUGUACAGUUUGGUGAUUGCAUUCAAGAGAAACGCUCUACUCUUUAUUCUCCUUGAUAUCAAAACUGCCACUGGAUGACCCAGAUUCCCUGUAAUUGAUAAUGUUGGAGAUCGGUUCUGCAACUUUCUUCCAUAUUCGUUUGUUAAAAACAAAUAGAAUGCAAGUUCCUCCGCUCCAGAUUAUGAAAACAGUACUUGGAAAACUGAAAACUAUCUAAAUGAUUGUCUUUGGUUGGGCCGUGUUCUUAGUGAGCAGAAGCCUUGGCCAGGGUCUGCUGUUGACUCUUGAGGAGCACAUAGCCCACUUCCUGGGGACUAGAGGUGCCACUGCUACCAUGGGUAAUUCCUGUAUCUGCCGAGAUGACAGUGGAGCGGAAGAUAAUGUUGACACCCAGCAGCAACAAGCCGAGAACAGUGCAGUACCCACUGCUGACAUGAGGAGCCAACCCCGGGACCCUGUUCGGCCACCAAGGAGGGGCCGAGGACCACAUGAGCCAAGGAGAAAGAAACAAAAUGUAGAUGGACUAGUGCUGGACACACUAGCAGUCAUACGGACUCUUGUAGACAAUGAUCAGGAACCUCCCUAUUCAAUGAUUACAUUGCACGAAAUGGCAGAAACAGAUGAAGGAUGGUUGGAUGUUGUCCAGUCUUUAAUUAGAGUUAUUCCAUUGGAAGAUCCACUGGGACCAGCUGUUAUAACAUUGUUACUAGAUGAAUGUCCAUUGCCCACUAAAGAUGCACUCCAGAAAUUGACUGAAAUUCUCAAUUUAAAUGGAGAAGUAGCUUGCCAGGACUCAGGUCAUCCUGCUAAACACAGGAACACAUCUGCAGUCCUAGGUUGCUUGGCUGAGAAACUAGCAGGUCCUGCAAGUAUAGGCUUACUUAGCCCAGGAAUACUGGAAUAUUUGCUACAGUGUCUGAAGCUACAGUCCCACCCCACAGUCAUGCUCUUUGCACUUAUUGCGCUGGAAAAGUUUGCACAGACAAGUGAAAAUAAAUUAACUAUCUCUGAAUCCAGUAUUAGUGACCGGCUUGUCACAUUGGAGUCCUGGGCUGAUGAUCCUGAUUAUCUGAAACGUCAAGUCGGGUUCUGUGCCCAAUGGAGCUUAGACAAUCUCUUUUUAAAAGACAGUAGGCAGCUGACCUAUGAGAAAGUGGACUUGAAUAGCAUUAGGGCCAUGCUGAAUAGCAACGAUGUCAGCGAGUACCUGAAGAUCUCGCCUCAUGGCUUGGAGGCUCGCUGUGAUGCUUCCUCUUUUGAAAGCGUGCGUUGCACCUUCUGCGUGGAUGCUGGGGUGUGGUACUACGAAGUCACUGUGGUCACUUCUGGCGUCAUGCAGAUCGGCUGGGCCACGCGAGACAGCAAAUUUCUCAAUCACGAAGGCUAUGGCAUUGGGGACGACGAAUACUCCUGUGCCUACGACGGCUGCCGGCAGCUGAUUUGGUACAAUGCCAGGAGUAAGCCUCAUCUACACCCGUGCUGGAAAGAAGGAGACACAGUAGGAUUUCUGUUAGACUUGAAUGAAAAGCAAAUGAUCUUCUUUUUAAAUGGCAACCAGCUGCCUCCUGAGAAGCAAGUCUUUUCAUCUACUGUAUCUGGAUUUUUUGCUGCAGCUAGUUUCAUGUCAUAUCAACAAUGUGAGUUCAAUUUUGGAGCGAAACCAUUCAAAUAUCCACCAUCUAUGAAAUUUAGCACUUUUAAUGACUACGCCUUCCUCACAGCUGAAGAGAAAAUCAUUUUGCCAAGGCACCGGCGUCUUGCUCUGUUGAAGCAAGUCAGCAUCCGGGAAAACUGCUGCUCCCUGUGUUGUGACGAAGUAGCAGACACACAGUUGAAGCCAUGUGGACACAGUGACCUGUGCAUGGAUUGUGCCUUGCAACUGGAGACCUGCCCAUUGUGUCGCAAAGAAAUAGUGUCUAGAGUCAGACAGAUUUCUCAUAUUUCAUGACACAUGUGAAGAGGCAUCAUGGACUUAUUUCUACUCAAUUCCAGCCAAUGUUGAAGAGAAAAAACAAAGAAAAAAAAAAAAAAACAUCUCUAAUCAGUUGUGCGCACAUUGAAACUUAUAGCCAUGGCCAGAUUUUAUGCUAAAAAUGGUAGUUUGUCAAAGACAAAAUUCUCUUAGAAUCUAACCCAACUUGCCAGCCCUGAGAAAUUCCUUUUAAGGCCAAGGAAAGCUGAGUGCUAACAGCUAGGCCUGUGGUACUUCCAUGGAACACGCUAGGAGACAGUGCCCUCCCAAGUGCUGAAACCACACCGGAAUUCUCCCAUGUUGGGUUCAUGUGAAUGUCUAACAGGAUGUUUUCUCUCCUAUUCUGAAGUUUUUAUUUGGGGCAGAAGUCAUUAUGGAGAAGUAAAUGACAGCAGUUCUGGGUUAAGCAUAACUUCCAACCGGUCAGAGAGGCCCUGGUGUGUUAAGCGUGGAUAUUGCCCUGCAAAACUUGAAUCUAUAAACCAGAACCACCCAGGUCAAUACUACAAGCAACAUGGAGGGCCCGAAAGAAGGUGCACAGACUGUGGAGAAAACCCAAUUUUUGAUAUUUCCGUGAUUCCAAAGAACAUUGUAGUUUUUUUUUAACUGCAGAAAACUGGUGUAUUUUCACAUUCAUGGUGUUUCUAUCCAGUUUCAGUAUCCGCAUUUUGUGAGGAAAAAAAUGUUUUAACAAUGCGGGAGGAAUUCUUAAAUUAAUUGCAAUGUUAGACUGGAGAAAAUUUGGUAUUUAGGGUAUUUUUAAGGUACCAUCAAAUCAGGUUUUUUGUUUUUUGUUAAAAUUUUUUUUUAAUCAGUAUUGUUUCUGGAAGUAAUAUACUUUGAAACUCUUGAACUAACAGUCUCAAAAACUCUUAGAGGACAGUCUGAGAGCACGUAUUCCUGUUGUUUUAAAUAAAUACCUGUUUUUGAAUAGUAUAUUCAAUCAUGGAUUGCUGACUAUGUCUUCAUCAAAAGUGUUAAUCCCUCUCAGGGUCUCUGGUGAAGACCUUCAAGAGUUUGGUUUUUUCUCCCAGAAAAUUGGAAGGUAGAAUUGUAAAUUCAUAGAACUUAUUUUAUAAUGGUGUACCUCAGCAGCUGCCUUUCAAUUUAUGCCAAGUCCUUACUGAGUUUAUACUUGAAUAGUAAAUACGUCUUCUGAGUUUUACAGUGUCUUAAACUCAAUGCACAUCUUUCUUUCCUCCUUUCCUACCCUUUCUUGUUUGUAAUUCAUUAAACUGUCCUAUUAUAGAGAUGAUUUCCUUCCUGGCCGUACUUGUUGGGGUGCUGGAUUUUUUCCAUGUCUUUAGUCUUCCAUAAAUUCAAAUAUAUAUAUAAAUAUAUAUAUAUAUAUAUAUAUGUUCUCUUCUUUAGCUUGUGGUGAAUACAGUAAUUUGCAUUGAAGAAAUAAAACAUUUGUUGCCUUUUUUGAGUAA